AUGAGCAUGUUAUUCGUCGUCCUGUUCUUCGAGUCCAUCAUCUUCCCCACCAUUGUGGCGCUGGGAAUGCGUGGCCUAGGUAAGUAUAGCAAGAGGGGCAGCGGCUUUAUCGUCGGUGGUGUGGCGGGAGGAGCCGUUGUCCCUCCGCUGUUGUUUGCCGCGGCAGAUUCGCAGGGAGCUACGAACUAUGUAACUGGGAAUGCGCCUACGGCCAUGGCCAUGACGGUCCCGUUGGCAUUCUUUCUCGCGGCGUGUACAUAUCCCAUUUGCGUCAAUUUUGUGCCGGCGUAUAGGGAUGUGGCGGAUAAGUUUAGUACGGCGGAGAUUGGAAUUGUGAAUACGCAUGCGGAUGAUUUGGAGGGCCAGGGGGUGAAGAAGGAUGGGGAGUUGCAGGAGGAGGUUAAGGCUUAG
Plenodomus lingam JN3 is the source of this 411-nucleotide messenger RNA. Lineage: Eukaryota; Fungi; Ascomycota; Dothideomycetes; Pleosporales; Leptosphaeriaceae. The record is from RefSeq and is a predicted model, not a curated record.